AUGCUGCACAUCCUCGCAGGACAACUGUCCCCACGCGUGAACGCGGGGCCCCAGCCCGGGGGCGACUCCGGCCGGCAACAAGAGGUAACGCGACACCCUCCACACGGGCGGAACAGAGCGGCCGCGCCGCAGCGGGCCCUCCCCAACCCCUUCGCCGACUACGACAAGUCGCUGGCCACGGGCUACUUCGACCCCGCGGGGCGGCUGACGCCCGAGUUCACGCAGCGCCUGAACAACAAGAUCAGGGAGCUGCUGCAGCAGGUGGAGAGGGGUCUGAAGUCCGCGGAUGCCCGCGACGGCACGGCCUACACGGGCUGGGCAGGCAUUGCCUUGCUGUACUUGCACCUGCACGAUGUGUACGGAGACCCGGCCUACCUGCAGGCGGCCCACGAGCACGUGAAGAAGAGCCUGAGCUGCCUGAGCAGACGAUCCAUCACGUUCCUGUGCGGAGACGCCGGGCCCCUGGCCGUGGCUGCUGUCACCUACCACAGACUGCAGAACCCCAAGCAGGCCGAGGACUGCGUCACUCGCUUGCUCCACCUGCACAAGGCCGACCCCCGCGUGCCGGAUGAGCUGCUCUACGGGCGCGUGGGCUACCUCUACGCCUUGCUGUUUGUGAACAAGCACUUCGGGGAGGAGAAGAUCCCACAGAGUCACAUUCAGCAGGUCUGUGAAGCAGUUGUGGCCUCAGGAGAGAACUUGGCCAAAAGGAGGAACUUCACAGCCAAGAGCCCACUCAUGUACGAGUGGUACCAGGAGUACUUCGUAGGGGCAGCCCAUGGCUUGGCUGGGAUUUAUUACUAUCUCAUGCAGCCUGGCCUCGGAGUGAGCCAAGUGAAGCUGCACAACAUGGUCAAACCCAGCGUGGAUUACGUCUGCCAGCUCAAGUUCCCUUCAGGCAAUUACCCUCCAUGCAUCAAUGACACCAGGGACCUGCUCGUGCACUGGUGCCACGGGGCACCGGGUCUUAUCUACAUGCUCAUUCAGGCCUACAAGGUGUUCGGGGAGGAGCGGUACCUGAGCGACGCGCUGCAGUGCGCGGAGGUCAUCUGGCAGCACGGGCUGCUGAAGAAGGGCUACGGGCUGUGCCACGGCACGGCCGGCAACGCCUACGGCUUCCUCGCGCUCUACAACCUCACCCAGGACAUGAAGUACCUGUACAGGGCCUGCAAGUUUGCAGAGUGGUGUUUAAGCUAUGGCCAGCACGGGUGCCGGACGCCAGACACUCCGUUCUCGCUCUUUGAAGGAAUGGCUGGAACAAUCUACUUUCUGGCUGACCUGCUGGUGCCGAGCAAGGCCAAGUUCCCUGCGUUUGAACUCUAAACCCGAGCUUGGAAUUCAAGUCCUUCUGCACUUGGAAAAGCAGUUCAAAGUUGCUUUCUCCUAUUUCCAGACUCAUCGUUUACCUACUGAACGUAAAUCCGUCCUCAUGA
Messenger RNA from Tinamus guttatus (white-throated tinamou), 1433 nucleotides. It is a transcript of the gene LANCL1, whose product is annotated as LanC like glutathione S-transferase 1. Gene Ontology annotation, cellular component: plasma membrane. Gene Ontology annotation, biological process: peptide modification; carbohydrate metabolic process. The record is from RefSeq and is a predicted model, not a curated record. Lineage: Eukaryota; Metazoa; Chordata; Aves; Tinamiformes; Tinamidae.